Molecule: messenger RNA, 2568 nt
Organism: Cryptosporidium muris RN66
Lineage: Eukaryota; Apicomplexa; Conoidasida; Eucoccidiorida; Cryptosporidiidae
Exons: 1
Coding region: 1-2568 (855 amino acids)
Source: RefSeq, a predicted model, not a curated record
AUGGAGACUGACUUGGAUAUCGAAGAGUAUGAUAUAAGGAAUUUUAUUCCAUUGUAUCCUGAAACAUGCUCCCUUUUAUACCCCUCUCCGUUAGUACCAGAUUCAUAUGAUAUAAAAGAUAACUUUGAAACUGAAAAAAAGUCUAAUUCAAAAUUACACAAGGGAAAUUUGGGAGAUAAAAAUAAUCCUAAUAAUAAAUCUGAAUGUAUAGGUGCAGAGAAAUAUAUGUGUCAUAAAGUAGACACGAAUGAUUAUGAGUUACAGGAUAAAUUGAGGUAUAGCUUGUUACAUCCAAUGUCAAGAAGUUCACAAAAUAAUCUUCAAGUUGAUCUUAAGACAAAAAUAAAUAGAAAUACACUAAACAAAGUAUUGGACUCUUGUAAUGAAAAUAGACAGAAAAUAUUGACACCUUUGAAAAAUUCAAACUUUCUUGAAUGUGAACAGUCAUUGAAACCCAAGACUAAAUUAAUAGUAAAAAAUCCUUUAAAACAAAAUACUACACAACCUGAUUAUAUAGGUAAUAAAAAAGAGAUUUUAAAGUCUGAAAAGUUACGAAAAAAUAAAAUAAGUGAGUUAGAAAAAGAUAAACAAAGCCUAAAGAUCUCGUUAAAAGAAACAGCUAUAAAUACUCCUAAAUCAGCGGAAUUAGUUAAUUCCAAAUCCUCAAAAUCAACAACCGUAUCAUUAGGUUCUAUUCAUAAAGAAACUCCUUUUUCUAAGCAGAUAGUUAAAUUGCCUGGGUAUUUGCAGUAUCAUUCAAAACCGGAAAGAUCUAUUUCAGAAUCUGCAGGCAAGAAUAUUUCUUCAGAUACUUUGAAAACAAGUGUAUUAGUAAAUGGUGUAAAAAAUAAUGAUAUUGGUUUAUUAAAACAAGGCAAUAUAAAAACUGAACCAAGGCUUGAGUUAGUUAGAAAUCCCAAUGAAGAUAAAAAAGUAGGUAGUGAGUUAAAGACAAAGCUACAAAUGAACGGAACAGUAAGGCAUACCACAGGUUUAAAGGAAAUUAGCUCAUAUGAAGAUCAAAAGACUUUGAAGAAGCCUUUAGAUGUUUCAAUAAGAAAAGAACCUAUGCAAUUUUAUAGAGAAUAUACUGAAGAUAAGUUUGAAAUAAUGCAUGGUACACCGGAGGAAUUUACUACAAAACUACUACUAAGUCCUAAUUUGGUAAAAAUUGAGAAAAAUUCAAAUAAUGAAGUUGUAAUUUAUGUACCUUGUAGACUUAAUUCAGAUUUAGAAUGUAUAUUCUACUUUUUCUCAGAUAAUAAUAUAUUUUUGUUCCCUGAACAAUUUGCCAAGAUGUUACAUUGUGCUCAUUUAUACCAUUCAAGUAAACCAUUAGAUAUUUUGGAAAGAAUGUUCCCUAGCAACGAUGAAACAGAGCCAGGUCUAGUAAAAAAAUCUAUAAGUUAUUCUUCUUUUUUAAAGUUACUUCAUAGAUUUGCACUUUUCAAAUUCAAAUCAAUGGGAAUAAGUGAAGAGGAGAAACUCAAUAUUGUGAUUUCCUUUAUAAUUAAUUCCAAAGAUGGUAAAAGAGCGUCAGAAAAAUUAUUAAAAGUUGGGAGAUGUAUACAAGUUAAUGACCCUACACUACAAAGACAAACUAAAAAUAUACAGGUAGUAGCUGAAACUAAAGAAAAGAAGAUUGGACAAACAAUAGAGACAGUUGGAGUAGGAGUUGAAGCUAGAGUAGAAGUUUAUGAUGUUAGCUGUGAAUGUGAUUUAGAAAACCAAACAAGUAAGUGUUCAGCAUCAGAUACAUUAGAGAUAAAUUCUAAUAACAGCCUUGAGUCAGAAGAUAAUUCAAAAGUGGAAUCUGAUCAUAUUACUGAAGAUGAAUCUAGAUUACUAUGUACAGAUACUAAGGAUAGUAAAGAAAAAAUUGUAUAUUUUAAUCCUGAUGAAUACAAAUCAAAACACUUUAUUUCGACAGAAGAUAGCGAAAGUUAUGGUGAUCAGCCUGAAUUUCUAUCAGAUAUUGGAAAAGCAAUAACUAGUAUAGGCUCAGAAGAUGAUAAAAAGAUUUAUAGGAUAUUUAUUUACUAUGUCGGUCCAAAUAAAAGUAAGUUGUCAUACCGUCAAUUUUAUAAUAUGAUGAAUGAUUCAGGUAUAUUAGGUGGGUUUAUGGAAGAUUUCAUUACACCUAUUCAGCUUGAAAGAUGUUAUUCAGCAGUUUUAACUGAUCCAAAAGGUAUUGACUACUGGGAAUUUAAGGAGGUACUUUUAUAUUGUGGAGAAACUGCAAGUUGUGGUGAUACCCCAUCUACAGCUCUUCAAAAUAUUGUAAAAAAGUACAUAUUACCUUUGAUACUACCUAUAUACCAACCAAAUAACUUUGAAAAGUGUGAAGAUGCUAUUACAAUAGCAAAUUCAAAUAAAUUAAACUCAAGAACUCUUGAAACACUUCAAACAAUGAUAAACAAAACAACACUACCUUGGUUUAGAUUAGGUAACUGUCCAUUCAUAAGUAGUGAUGAAAGUAAUAGUUGUUCAUGUGAUUACUCAUCAUAUUCUGAUUCUACUGAUUCCAAUGAGUCGAGCUAUUCAUCCGGAAGCCUUAAGUCAUUGUAA